Parnassius apollo (apollo) is the source of this 237-nucleotide messenger RNA. Lineage: Eukaryota; Metazoa; Arthropoda; Insecta; Lepidoptera; Papilionidae. The record is from the annotation of a GenBank genome assembly.
AUGGAAAAUGAUAUCUUAAUAGAAAAAGAAAAACCUGAGGAAUCUGAAUCACCUCAAUCGGAAUUGCAGAUUCUGGGAAAUCUAAAUGGCCAGGCCUCUACUAGCGAAUCAGGGAAUCAGCCUGAUAAAGUUCCAGAGGUACAGGAUUUGAAUGCUGAGGCAUUAGCAGUUCUGGGUGAAAUAAAGAUAGAACAGGAAAAAGGUCCACCUCUUCACCCUGAAAUUGGAAACAGAUAG